AAAAACUGACUUCCAUUGCACUUCGCCACCAGCGGAAUAGCCAGGCCCCUAGCAGCCGCUACACGGUGUCCCCUAGCCGGACUGAUUCCCGCCGCAGACCAGGCAGGUGAGACGGCGGUGGCACACCAGAAAACAGCCUACAUAACCGCUCUGGAUGCAGGAUUUACGGAUUGCUGCGCAGGAAAAAGCCCUGGAUGUGGUGAAAUCCUAAACAAAAUGCGACACAUACACACACUCACAAACCCAUGCAUAUCAUAAAUGGGCCCGUAUUGCAUUGCAACUCUACGUUUUUGCCUGUAUGACACGGCUAAAGGCGUAUAACCUCAAGUGAGGCUGGUGAAAUUAUUGUUUGGGGAAGAGUGACGCGCUCUUCACAGCAGCCCCUGCGCUGUCAGACGAGGAAGUGAGGCUUCAUACACGCCCAUUUCAGCCUGUCGACCCUGCUAAAAAGCCUAGGACCGAUCAUCAGAUAACACAGGAACACUCUUUAUAAACAUGCGCUCAGUUUCGGAUGGACUACUCUCGGAAUAACCUGCAGGACGAAGCCGAUUUCAGCAGUGUUCCCUAGUCUUGAAGGAUGGACAGGGAGCUGGUUCGUCAGAGCAAUUCAGAACAUGGGGAGGCUACCAAUGGAAUCAGCCCUCAGGCCAGCACCACAAACACUGACCCCUCCACCCCUACGACCCCCAAUCCUCCUCGACUCACCCCUAACCCCAUGCUCCUGGACUCUCCUGCACCUACACUUACUCCCACUACCUCCUCUCCUCCUCCUCCUCUAACCCCUGCUCCCUCCAUCUCUGCUACCCAUGGGCCAAAAGUGGCGGCAGCGGCAGCUAAUACUCCAUCUCCUCACGUCCUCAUCCCUGCUCCUCCUAAACUCACCACCACCGCAACUCCAGCCCUUCGCACAUACUCUCGCCCGAUCCUUCCUUCCUUGUCAGGCACCUCCAAAGCAUCUCCUACCGUGCAAAGCUCCUCUUCUCCUCUUGCUUCUUCUUCUUCCUCUCCUGUUGUAGCCAACACAGCUUCGCCUCUCCUGUCUUCUUCUCCAUCUUCUUCUGCAAUGCACAGCAACCCCACCAUGUCAACCAAGAUCUCCACAAGCCUGACCAAUGGGAACACCAGACCUGUAUCCACACCGACCUCCACACCAAUAACACCCUUUCACACACCAGCCAGUCCACCUGGCAGACAGGUAUCCCAGGCUCAUCCCGUGGGCACACCUGGUCUUGUGCGAGCCAAUCAGAGCCCCUCCCCUGUCAGGCAGCGGGUAUCCCAGCAGACAUUGCUCCUAGGGAAAGGUCUCAAAGGGUCUGGCCAAGACCAGGUGCUGCUUAGAGCUCAGAUGUUGAUUCUUACAUCUGCUAUGCGACCUGCCCAAUCAUCCUCCUCUUCCUCUUCCUCCUCUUCUUCCUCUACUCCUUCCUCUAACCCUGCUUCCACUCAGCUCCAAAGUCUCACCUUAAGGCCACCUCCCCCUGGGGCCCUCACCAUCCCACCUUCCCUCCGCCUCAAGCCCCCCUCCUCAGCACUGCCUCCUCUCUCUCGCCCUCAUGCCACUCUCUUCCCCCCUCUGAGGCCACGGCCGCACCCAAGCACCACAGCAACAGAGAGCCCGACUACACCAAGCCGCCACCUCUCCGUCCCUCCUCCAACUCUCUACUCUCCAGUCCGAGCCGUCCCUCUGAGACCCAGACUUCUUUCUCCUAAUGGUCACCGAGCAGCCUCACCUCGACAAGCCUCCACACUCCAGUCAAUCGCUGCAGCACCUGCAAGUCAGGCCCCUCCAAUCAGUAGGCCGCUGGGUGGACCGAAGAACUGUCCGUUAACUCAAACUGUGCUCAGUUCCAGCCAGUCCCAGCACAGCCCACUAUCUGUCGCCAAUGCCUUGCCAGCCACGUCGCAUUUUGAGCACUCGUCGUCUGCUGCCAGGCAGCUUCAGAUCAUUGCACUCUCUUCGGGUCGACAGCCGCAGUCGAACACAUAUACCCACACUUCGGUGCCUCUAGCUGUGGAGUCACCUGAGCUAUCCAGCCAGUCAAAGAGGACUUUGAGCGGUGAAGGCAGGCUUCCUCUUCUUCUAAACCCCUCUCUGCCAAAAGCCACCUCUCCCCUGCCUUCGCCUCCAUCUCUCCUGGGUUCAGCCUCUUCUCUGUGUCAAGCCGUCCCACAAACACAAACUCUGAACCAAAAAGCAGGGGUGAAGGGUAGUGAAGAGCAGAAAGAGAGGGAACAACUUGUAAGACAAGGAAUAACAGAUAAAUGGAGUAUCAGUAAAGAGUCACGUGUGGAGAAUGAUGAUCAAAAAGGGAAAGUGAAGGAGGAGAAGCCAACUGAAAAGGAUAUCUGUCCAAAGGAAAAUAUAGUUGGAAAAGGAAGAGAGGAAGAACAAAUGGAAGUGGUAGAGGAAGGCCAACUUGACGAAGAGAGGAGAGGGGAAUGUAAGGAGAAGAAAAUGGAGGAGGAAAAGGAAGGAGAGACGCCAAUGGAGCAGUCAGAGAACCCAGUCAGCCACGUUCUCCAUCAGGACCAGGACACAGUUCCUAUCCAAGCAGCUGAUGCCAUUAAAGACUCCAGUGUGGAACUGAAACCCAUCCCCGGCUUCAUCUCAGUUCCGCUUCCAGUCCAGGCUCCUUUGCCAGUCCCGAUCCCAGAGGUUUCCAUCCAGAGUCAGAAGCUGCCAGAGCUCCAUCGAGACCUGCAGCCCAUCAGCCAGGAGGACUUCUGUGAGAACAUGUCGAGCCAGUCUGACAAUCAGUCAGCGUUGUCCAGCCUCUCCUCCCAGUCUCCCCCGUCUUCACCAUUCAUGACCCCCUCAGCAGAAAACCCUCCUUCCUACCUCCCGGUACAAACCACCCACCCGACUGACUUCAGCCUUCCGCAACAUGAGACAGAAAAAGACGAAAAGACGGUCGUCGAUUCGCAGCACCUGGCUGUGAUGGAACGUGAGGCAGAAACCCUUGGCCUAUCAGAAGAUGAGUCAGAGAGCUUUGGCCAAUCGCUGGGCAGCCCCUGGGAGCCAAAGGCAUGGCCUGAGGGGCGACAGGUUCUAACUCACCUGGUGGAGGGAUUUGUCAUCCAGGAGGGCCUCCAACCUUUUCCUGUGAACCGCUCAUCCCUAUUGGUUCCAGAACAGGUGACCAAACCACAGGAAGUGAACGGGAUCAAUGGGAGAGCGCCAUUGCCAGUGACUGACAUGACAAAACAAACUGAGCACUCCACAGAUUCAGAGGAAGAUGAGGGAGGAGACACAGACGAUGCUGGGACCAGGUCUGGCCACCGGGACCGAACAGUGCUGCACUGCCAGUUCUGUGGGAAGCGCGGUCACGCGCACAACUUCAUGCGUUCCAAGCGCUUCUGCUCCACUUCCUGUGCACGCGGGUUUAAUGUUCGUUUGACGAAGCGUCUGCGGGCUCUGAGCACAGGCAGCCGAUCAGAGAGGCCUCGUCCAGCUCUGAACCGAGCAGAGUCAGUCCCUGGGAAACCUCUGCUGCUGAGGCUGCCUCGAGACCUCUGGAGUGCUGGUCGGCGUGAAAAGGAGGGAAAGGAGAAGGUGGUGGUGGCAGGGGAAGACGAGGAGGAGGAACAGGGGGACCUAGGGAGAGGUGGAGAAGAGGAAGACGACGAUGGCGGAGAGGAGGAUCCUGCUGUUGCCAUGGCAGCCAGAGUGGAGCGUCGAGCUGCACGGAGGGCGAGGAGGGCGUCUGCGCCCACUGUGACCACCUCCACACCUACCACCACGUUCAAGCCUGCCCCCUCCCACUGGAGUGUGGAGGAAGUGACCGCCUUCAUACACACACUGCCAGGUUGCAGUGAUGUGGCGGAGGCCUUCCGGCUGCAGGAGAUUGAUGGUCAGGCUCUGCUUCUGCUGACUGAGGACCAUCUGAUGACCAGCAUGAACAUCAAACUGGGACCUGCUCUCAAGAUCUGUGCUCACAUCAAUGCACUGAAAAACCAAUGAGAGUUAAAAAAGAGAAAAAUAGACAGAAAUAAAUAAAUAAAUAAAAGGUCAGGGUUAAUUUGUCGCAAGGAAUAAAGGCAAUAAAGACAAAACAAAAAUCAGUGGAAAACAAAAGCUGACACCAAGGAUGACAGAACAAAGUCACAAAAAGAGAUUCAAUUUAUAGUUUAUGAGAUUAUAAAUCAAGGUGUGGCCUUAGUAGACGGUAACAGGGGAGGAGUGCUGAAGCACGAAUAUGCCAGAGUCCGUUUGAAAUGUCAUCAUUUUUGGACCCUCUGACUGUAGCAGGAGAUCUGUGCAGGGGGUGGGUGAUUUUUGUAACUUUGUGAAUAUUUUACAUGAUGCUGGAGAGUGUACAUUUGAAGCUAUUUCAUGAAGGAUUUUGAACAUUUAAUAUAUGAAAUUUGUCUAUUUAGUUUUUUUAGAACGUGACGUCAGUUACAAAUCUAUCCAGUAGCUUAACAUAACCAGUGUGUGUGAAAGAAAAAAAUAUAUAAUAAUACGUAGACUUUGUAAGUGAUUGAUGAAAGCUUAAUGUUUUAUAUCACUAUAUUCUGGACAAAAAGCUGUCUGUGGAUUAAAAAACAAAAAGUCACUAUCAGGGUAGAGGCUGGUGUCUUUAGUUGUCACAUUUUUAUGGUAUCCUGCUUGAAAUUAUUUAAUAAACGAAUAAUCAAAAGGA
Messenger RNA from Mugil cephalus (flathead mullet), 4643 nucleotides. RefSeq names its product polyhomeotic-like protein 3 (gene phc3b). Bases 578 to 3961 code for a protein of 1127 amino acids. Gene Ontology annotation, molecular function: zinc ion binding; protein binding. The transcript is spliced from 12 exons. Gene Ontology annotation, cellular component: nucleus; PRC1 complex. Lineage: Eukaryota; Metazoa; Chordata; Actinopteri; Mugiliformes; Mugilidae. The record is from RefSeq and is a predicted model, not a curated record.